Messenger RNA from Danio aesculapii, 2075 nucleotides. RefSeq names its product coenzyme Q8A, genome duplicate b (gene coq8ab). Bases 250 to 1989 code for a protein of 579 amino acids. Gene Ontology annotation, molecular function: kinase activity. Gene Ontology annotation, biological process: ubiquinone biosynthetic process. The transcript is spliced from 15 exons. NCBI's taxonomy places the organism in Eukaryota, Metazoa, Chordata, Actinopteri, Cypriniformes, Danionidae. The record is from RefSeq and is a predicted model, not a curated record. Gene Ontology annotation, cellular component: extrinsic component of mitochondrial inner membrane.
AGUGCUUCGUAAAUCAACAAUUGGCUGCUGCUGCUGGAGGAAACGAGCGGUUUGUUUGCUGUUUGUCUGUUAGUUUGUGUUUAGUCCACGCGCCACGUCUGCUUGCUGAAUUUUCAGAUCAUAUGUUUUUGCAUGUCAUCAUUUGUUGGGCCAGCUUGUGGAAACUUUAUGGAGUUUAAACACAGAUUGCCGUUUCAUUCACGAAGACUUCAGUAAACGGCACUGAGGACUGCUGUCUAAAAGGUGAAAAUGGCUGCUGAUAUGUUAUUGGUGAGGGGAAUCAACCGAUUUAGAAAAAUUAGAUUUGGAGGAGGUCAAAAACAAGUCAGUUUUCUCACAUCUCACCUGAGAGGACAGGUCAGCUGCGGUCUCCAAACUGCCCCCAGUUUUAGUGGCGUUAUGGGUGUUUUUGGGAGGGACCGAUGUUUGUGGAGGCUGUUUGGAAAGAUUCGUCCAACCCAACAGCACAUCUACAGUCAGAUCUGUUUCUUCCACCAGGAUCACAGUUAUCACAGCGCAUUGAAAAGUGAAGGGGUCAAAGUGGUUAAAGCAGAUUCCAGAAAACACAACCAAAAGCUAAGUGAAAGUGCAAGAGAGAGAAAAAUGCCAGUCACAAGGCUUGGAAGAUUGGUGAACUUUGGAGGAUUAGCUGUUGGCCUGGGCAUUGGAGCCAUUGCUGAAGUGGCCAAGAAGAGUUUUGCAUCUCGGGAUAAUUCAGGACAGAAAAAAGCCAUUCUCGACUCAAGCCCGUUCAUAUCAGAAGCCAAUGCUGAAAGGAUUGUUCGGACGCUGUGCAAAGUGAGAGGAGCCGCUCUUAAACUGGGACAGAUGCUUAGCAUUCAGGACGAUGCUUUUAUAAACCCUCAGCUUGCCAAGAUCUUCGAGCGGGUUCGACAGAGCGCCGACUUCAUGCCUGCCAAGCAAACGAUGAAAAUGGUUGUCAGUGAUCUGGGUCCAAACUGGAAGGAUCAUCUGGAGUAUUUCGAGGAGCGUCCGUUUGCAGCUGCAUCCAUCGGACAGGUUCAUCUCGCUCGCAUGAAGGACGGCAGAGAAGUGGCCAUGAAAAUCCAGUAUCCAGGAGUGGCGAAGAGCAUCAGCAGUGACCUCAACAACCUGCUGACUCUCCUCAACAUCAGCCAUGCUCUGCCUGAAGGUCUGUUUCCUGAGCAUCUGAUUGAGGUCAUGAGCAGAGAACUGGCCCUCGAGUGUGAUUAUAUUCGGGAGGCCAAAUGUGCCAAAAAAUUCCAGCAGCUACUGAAGGGUCAUCCGUUUUUCUCAGUGCCGAAUGUUGUGGAUGAAUUGAGCAGUAAACACGUCCUCACCACAGAGCUGGUGUCCGGUUUCCCUCUGGAUAAAGCUGAAGAUCUGCCACAGGAGCUUAGGAAUGAGAUUUGUGAGCAGAUCCUGAUCCUGUGUUUGCGUGAGCUUUUUGAGUUUCGAUAUAUGCAGACGGAUCCAAACUGGUCCAAUUUCUUCUUCGAUCCUCAAACACACAAGGUCGCGCUGUUGGACUUUGGAGCCACGAGAGGCUUUGAUGCAAGUUUUACAGAUACAUAUAUUGAGAUUAUUAAGGCUGCUGCAGACAGGAACAGAGAGGGAGUUUUACAACGCUCGAUUGAUAUGAAAUUUCUGACCGGAUACGAGUCAAAGUCAAUGGAGAAUGCUCACGUGGAUGCGGUGAUGAUCCUCGGAGAAGCAUUUUCAUCAGACGAGCCGUUUGAUUUUGGAUCUCAGAGUACGACUGAACGGAUCCACCGUCUGAUUCCCGUGAUGCUGAAGGAGCGCCUGACUCCACCGCCUGAGGAAACCUACUCCCUGCACCGCAAAAUGGGAGGAUCCUUCCUCAUUUGCUCCCGUCUGAAGGCCCAGAUCUGCUGCAAGAACAUGUUUCAGGAGGCCUACGCCAAAUACUGGAGAGAGAGACAAGGAAAACGCUCAAUCAGCAGCGUAGAAGAAUCCAAAACUAUCAAAGACAUAACGCUGAAAUGAUGAUUAUGCACUUUGUUUGACCUUUUCCUCUCUGUUUACUGCAUCAUUGGGUGCUGAUGAAUUUCUAUAUACUUCAAUAAUGUCAU